This is a messenger RNA of Brassicogethes aeneus, 2248 nucleotides long. NCBI's taxonomy places the organism in Eukaryota, Metazoa, Arthropoda, Insecta, Coleoptera, Nitidulidae. The record is from the annotation of a GenBank genome assembly.
CUUAUCUGCAACAAUAUUCAGUUAAAGUUAAAAAUUAUGUCGAACAAUACGAAAAUUAUAUACGCCGCUUGUGGUGCCCUUUUGGUGGGCUAUUUAGCCUAUUUGGGCAUUUUGUGGGCUACAAUUUUAGCCCUAAUUGCCGGUUUUAUAAUAUACAAGGUAAAGUCUGUGUUGGACAUUCCGGAAUUACCUGUAAUAAUUGAAAAUAAGUGGUGGGGAAACGGAGAACCAAGAAAAGAAGACUCCGGGUCGGAAGAAUUUAAAAUUCAUCUGUCAGAUGAGAAUUUAAACUAUCUCAAAACCAGUCUUAAAAACUCAAGGCCCCUAACACCGCCUCUGGAAAACGCGGCCCAAGAAUACGGCAUGAACACAAACCUUCUACGGGAAAUUCUGGAGUUCUGGAACACGGCAUACGACUGGAGGGAACGCGAAACUUUUUUAAAUCAGUUUCCGCAAUAUAAAAUCAACAUACAGGGCCUUAAGAUGCACUACGUCCAUGUUAAACCUGAGAAUAAAAAUAACAAGAAGGUUCUGCCGCUGCUUUUGGUGCAUGGCUGGCCCGGAUCUGUACGGGAGUUCUACGAAAUGGCCCCCAUGCUUACCAGAGACGACCCCGGUAGAAAUUUUGUGUUUGAGUUGGUUAUACCGUCAUUGCCAGGAUAUGGUUUUUCUGACGGAACAUCCAAGAAAGGCCUGGACCAAGUAGAAGCCGCUAUUAUUCUGAAAAAUCUUAUGAAAAGUGUUGGGUUUAACAGGUUUUAUAUACAGGGUGGUGACUGGGGGUCGGUAGUUUGUACAAAUAUGGCCACAUUGUAUCCUGAACAUGUAAUAGGGAUUCAUACUAAUAUGCCUGUUUCUAUGACCUUAAGAGCCACUAUUUUAACGGCGGUUGGCAUGGUAUUUCCUCAAUUGGUCGUAGAAAAUAAACAUAGGCACAAAAUGUAUCCAAUAAAGUAUAAUUAUGAUGAAACUGCUUAUGCUCACUUUCAACAAACGAAACCUGACACUAUUGGAGUUGCAUUAAACGAUAGUCCCAUUGGUUUGGCAGCUUACAUUAUAGAGAAAUUUGUCACUUGGACCAAAUUAGAAAACAAGAAAAAAGUUGAUGGAGGUCUGAAAGAAAAAUGGGACUAUAAAAAGUUAUUGGAUAACGUGAUGAUUUACUGGAUUAACAAUUGCAUAACAACAUCAAUGAGAUUUUACGCCGAGUUUAAAAACAGUAAACAGCAGAAAAUCCUAAAUAAGAUCCCAGUCAAGGUACCAAGCGGCUGCGCAAGAUUCUCAAACGAAAUAUUUUACAUGCCCGAUUUACUUCUCGAAGAUAAAUUCCCGAAUUUAAUUCACUCAUCUGAACUCGAAGGAGGCCAUUUUGCCGCAUUUGAAGUUCCCGAUGUUUUGGCCAAAGAUAUUAUAGAAUUUGUUCAGAAAGCUGAAAAAAAAUAGUGGGAAAUUAUGGGUUAUAGAGAACAUUCUAGAAUUUUUUCUGUAAUGUUCCCGAUUUUCUAGAACGUUCCCGACUUUCUAGAAUGUUUCAUUUAAGUGAACAUUCUAGAAAAUGUAAAAGAACAUUCUAGAACACCUUACCUAUGUAACCAUUUUAGUUUUGAAUUGUAAAAAAACAUUUGUUAUAAAAAAUAACUUUUAUUACUUAAACAAUAAAAAUACUCAAAAACACAAGUUUAAAACAGCUCUUCUUGCACCAUAGGCUCGCCAAAUCUUGCAAUCUUACUCUUAGUACCUUGCAACUCGACUUGUACCUUCUUUCUGAUAUAAAAAAUUGGACAAUCUCUGCUGGUGCACAAAAUCUCUUCGUGUAAAGACCCCUGGCAUCUUUGACACUCGGUAAAAAGUUCGGAAAAUCUGUCCUCCAACAUUCUAUGAUGACACAAUUCUUGCUGGUAGAUUUCGCUUUCCCGCGGCUUACAAUACGCGCAAAUCGCUUCUUGUUCGUAGCCUUUCGCCAAAACCGACUUACAACCAAUACAAGUCUCCUUUUUCUGCGUAAAAGCCGCCAGCGCACCAACUUUCGAGGUUAUCUUUGCUUUGGUUCUCGUAUGAUCGCCACCUAAAGAAAUAAGAGAACAUUACAGAAUUUUUAAGAACAUCCUUGUCGAAAACUCACGCAGCAGUAUAGAUUCCGUGUUGUCACCCAAGACAGGUUCAAAAAUCCUCACCAAAGGCUUGGAGAUUUGGUUGUCGAGAUAAUAGGAAGAAUCAAUAGGUAUGUUGUUUUCCAGCACGAAAAUUG